Molecule: messenger RNA, 1182 nt
Organism: Malania oleifera
Lineage: Eukaryota; Viridiplantae; Streptophyta; Magnoliopsida; Santalales; Ximeniaceae
Product: putative pectate lyase 2
Exons: 4
Coding region: 1-1182 (393 amino acids)
Molecular function (GO): pectate lyase activity
Source: RefSeq, a predicted model, not a curated record
AUGGCCUCUCCAGCCCCUAUCUUCUUCCUUUUGUGCCUACUAACCCAAUAUAUAUCAAACCUUCAAGCUGAUUCACUAGACCAGUACAUUCCCAAUCCACUACCAACCUACUUCCACAAAUCCAACCACAAGCUCAUGAACACUAUAGACUCCUGCUGGCGCGCAGCCCCAAACUGGGCUUCCAACCGCCAUGCCUUGGCAGACUGCGCGGUAGGCUUCGGCUGCAAUGCCACCGGAGGAAAGUAUGGCAAAUUAUACGUAGUAACCGAUCCCUCCGAUGACCCCAUAAACCCAAAACGUGGCAUGCUUCGGUUUGGCGCAAUCCAGUUUGAGCCCCUUUGGAUAAUUUUUGGUAGGGACAUGGUCAUAACUUUGAAAAAUGAGCUCAUUUUCAAUAGCUAUAAGACUGUGGAUGGCAGAGGAGCAAAUGUGGAGAUUGCUUAUGGCCCCUGCAUCACGUUACAAGGUGUUAGCCAUGUUAUUAUUCAUGGAAUUAGUAUUCAUGACUGUAAACCGGGGAAACCGGGCCUUGUCCGGAGUACUCCGAUGCACGUUGGCCAUCGGCUUGGCUCUGAUGGGGACGCCAUUGCUGUGUUUGCUUCCUCUCACAUCUGGAUCGAUCAUUGCUUCCUUGCUCGGUCCACCGAUGGUCUCAUUGAUGUGAUCCAUGCUUCAACUGCAGUGAGCAUCUCCAACAACUUCUUAACCCAACAUGAUAAAGUGAUGUUGCUUGGACACAAUGAUCAAUUCACUGCAGAUAAAGCAAUGAGAAAUACAAUAGUUUUCAACCAUUUUGGUGCUGGUCUAGUUCAAAGGAUGCCAAGGGUGAGGUUUGGUUAUGCACAUGUUGCCAACAACAAGUAUGAUGAGUGGGAGAAGUAUGCCAUUGGAGGCAGUGCCAAUCCAACCAUCCUAAGUGAAGGGAACUACUUCAUUGCUCCUAACAACAGGGAUUUCAAACAGGUGACAAAAAGAGAGGGGGGUGGUGGGCGGAAGAAUUGGAAAUGGAGGUCUUCAAAAGAUCAGUUUGAGAAUGGGGCAUAUUUUGUUCAAUCUGGAUGGGGAAGCUGUGCUCCGCUUUACUCCCCAUCUCAAUCUUUCGUUGUUGCAGAAGGAACCAUGGUGCCUGUAUUAACAGCUAAUGCUGGUCCUCUCCACUGUGUUGUUGGUAAAGCAUGUUGA